Candoia aspera is the source of this 2472-nucleotide messenger RNA. RefSeq names its product methylenetetrahydrofolate reductase (gene MTHFR). The coding region runs from base 165 to 2189 and encodes 674 amino acids. Gene Ontology annotation, cellular component: cytosol. The transcript has 12 exons. NCBI's taxonomy places the organism in Eukaryota, Metazoa, Chordata, Lepidosauria, Squamata, Candoiidae. Gene Ontology annotation, molecular function: methylenetetrahydrofolate reductase [NAD(P)H] activity; FAD binding. The record is from RefSeq and is a predicted model, not a curated record. Gene Ontology annotation, biological process: tetrahydrofolate interconversion.
AAAGGGCAGAAAGGAUCGUUCCACUCCGCAAUGCCACUAAACAGACCUCUCUGUGGCUUCUUCCAUCCCAGUUGAACCCCUGCUGUGGAAGAGGAAUACAAGGAGAUUUGGUCCCCCACCCAAACUUUUUGCCACUUUGAUUUGGGGGAGCAAAAACUUUACAGAUGGAGGUGGCUGAAAAAAAGUCUAUUGCAAUGGCCUUCACCAUGGUCAACGAGUCUUACAAUGGGCUUCCUCCCAUGAGCAAUGGCCUCGGCGGCCCCAGAUCUGAUGGCAGCAGCAGCAGCAGCGAGAACUCCCAGAACAGUUCCCGUUGCUCCACGCCCGUUGAUACAGAGCGCCAUGAACGCCUGCGCGAGAAAAUGCGGCGGCGCCAGGAAUCAGGAGACAAGUGGUUUUCCCUCGAGUUUUUCCCUCCCCGGACCGCCAGUGGGGCAGUCAACCUCAUCUCCAGGUUUGACCGCAUGGGUGCAGGCGGCCCCCUUUUCAUCGAUGUCACUUGGCAUCCGGCUGGUGAUCCAGGCUCGGAUAAGGAGACCUCGUCCAUGAUGAUGGCCAGCACGGCACUUAACUACUGCGGGCUGGAGACCGUUCUCCACGUGACAUGCUGUAACCAAAGCCGGGGGACCAUCACAGCACACCUGCAGAAGGCCAAACGUCUGGGGCUCAAGAACAUUAUGGCCCUGCGAGGAGAUCCUGUUGGUGAAGAAUGGGAAGAAGAGUUGGAAGGCUUCAACUAUGCAGCAGACCUGGUGAAGCACAUCCGUCACGAGUUUGACGAUUACUUUGACAUCUGUGUGGCAGGUUAUCCAGAGGGCCACCCCGAGGCCAAGAGCUACGCAGACGACCUGAAGCACCUGAAGGAGAAAGUCUCGUCUGGGGCCGACUUCGUCAUCACGCAGCUCUUUUUCCAGUCAGAGACCUUUGUCAAGUUUCUGAGGGACUGCCAGUCCAUCGGCAUCACCUGCCCCAUUGUGCCAGGAAUAUUCCCCAUACAGGGGUAUCAUUCUCUGCGCCAGCUUGUGAAACUCUCUAAAUUAGUGGUGCCUCAGAAAAUUAAAGAUGUCAUUGAGCCCAUCAAGGACAACGAUGCUGCCAUCAGGAACUAUGGCAUAGAACUGGCGGUCAGCAUGUGCCGAGAACUACUGGACAGCGGCCUGGUCCACGGCCUGCAUUUCUACACCCUGAACCGGGAGGUGGCCACCAUGGAGAUCCUCAGACGUUUGGGCCUCUGGAAAGAAGAUCCAAGGCGUCCCUUGCCGUGGGCAGUCAGUGCUCACCCCAAACGGCGAGUUGAAGACGUCCGGCCUAUUUUCUGGGCUUCCCGGCCAAAGAGCUACAUCUAUCGGACGCAGGAGUGGGAUGAGUUCCCCAAUGGCCGAUGGGGUAACUCUUCCUCCCCAGCCUUUGGGGAGCUGAAAGAUUAUUACCUUUUCUACUUGAAGAGCAAAUCUCCUCGAGAGGAACUUCUGAAGAUGUGGGGGGAAGAGCUGACCAGCGAAGGAAGCGUCUACGAAGUCUUCAGGUGCUAUAUCGCUGGGGAACCCAACAGAAACGGGCACAAGGUGACGUGUCUGCCGUGGAAUGACGACCCCUUGGCUGCUGAGACCAACCUCAUGAAAGAGGAGCUGGUCAGGGUGAACAGGAGAGGCAUCUUGACCAUCAACUCCCAACCCAAUAUCAACGGAAAGCCAUCUACGGACCCUGUCGUGGGAUGGGGACCAGAGGGGGGUUACGUCUUCCAGAAGGCCUACCUGGAGUUCUUCACCUCCGCCGAGAACAUCAAGGCCCUUCUGGCGGUUCUGAAAAAGUAUGGGCAGCGGGUGAAUUACCACAUCGUCAACGUCAAGGGAGAAAAUGUCACCAACGCUCACGAGAUGCAGCCAAAUGCUGUGACGUGGGGGAUCUUCCCAGGCAGAGAGAUCAUACAGCCCACAGUGGUGGACCCGGUUAGCUUCAUGUACUGGAAGGACGAGGCCUUCGCCUUGUGGAUCGAACAGUGGGCCAAGCUGUACGAAGAGGAGUCGCCCUCCCGCAUGAUCGUCCAGUACAUUCACGACAACUACUACCUGGUCAACUUGGUUGACAACGACUUUCCCCUUGACAGUUGCCUGUGGCAGGUUUUGGAGGACACCUACGAGCAGCUGAACGGCCCAGAAGAGGAACAGAGAAGCCCCUCCCGCUUUUGAGACCGGACUUCGAAACCUUUUCCCUUCGUCAAGACUUGCUGCAGCUAAGGACCCCGACAGAACCCUCCUUCUGAUCUUUCUACUUUUUUUCCCCUUCUUUUUUUAACGAGCGGUGCUCUAAAGAGCAUCUGCUUCACACAAGGCCCUGCUUCCCGGACCGAUGCUCACAACGGCCAGCUUGACUGAGAACUGCAACCCACCCACCACUUUUUAGCUCACCGAGUCCCCAACACCCCCUAUUUAUUUUAAUUUUGUAAGAGGCAGACUCGCGUUUCGCUUUCUC